Molecule: messenger RNA, 1652 nt
Organism: Saprolegnia diclina VS20
Lineage: Eukaryota; Oomycota; Saprolegniomycetes; Saprolegniales; Saprolegniaceae
Exons: 6
Coding region: 58-1587 (509 amino acids)
Biological process (GO): NLS-bearing protein import into nucleus
Cellular component (GO): cytoplasm; nucleus
Molecular function (GO): protein binding; nuclear import signal receptor activity
Source: RefSeq, a predicted model, not a curated record
GUGUUUUUAGCCGUCUUCUUGAGAGCUGUUUCCAUCGCACAAACUGGGAGCUUGAAGAUGCAACGCGAAUCGAUCAAGGCCAAGGGCACGCUCAAGAAGGGCACGCGCGGCCGCGUGGCCCACGCCGACUCGGUGCGCAAGUCCAAACAGUCGGCGCUGAACAAGCGGCGCCGCCUGCCCAGCCACGACAUGGAGGACGUCAACGACCUCGAGUUCCAGUCACUGCUCCUUGAACUCACGUCCGAGGACGAGGGCCGCGUCCUCUCGGCGCUGCAAGGCCUCAAGACUGCCAUUUCUGUCUUCAACGCCGAGCGCAUGGACAAGGUCGCCGAGUCGGGCGUCAUUCCGAUUCUUUUGCAGCUGCUCGAGCGGCCGUCGUCGACGACCGUCGAGCUCAUCCAAGUGCUAUGGUGCCUCACGCACAUCACGUCGGGGCUCUACGAACACACCAAGUGCGUCUUGCCGGCGGUGCCCACGCUGCUCAACUUUCUGGCGAACACCGAGCUGGCCGAGCACGCGGCGUGGACGCUCGGCAACAUUGCGGCCGACUGCGAAGAGUUUCGCUUGCACUUGAUUCGCCAAGGCGCGGUCGCGCCGCUUGUGCAGCACCUGCGCCACGGCCCGCACGACCACGAGAUGGUCAAAGUGUGUCUCUGGGCGCUCUCCAACAUGGCGCGGGGCACGCAGACGCCUGCGAAAGCGUUUUUCGACCACGACAUUGGCCCGAUCCUCCUCGAGCUCCUCCAUGCGCGUGACAACAUGGAAGUGACGCAGGAGCUGCUCUGGGUGCUCAGCUUCCUCACGGCCAAAGAAGACAAGGCGCUGCAGUGGCUUCUCGAGCAUGGCCUCGCAACCGGCGUCGUCGCGUACUUUGAGACGACGGACGAGCUCGUGCUCACGCCGCUUCUGCGCGUCAUCGGCAACAUUGUGUGCAUCGCCGCCGACCACCAUGCCGACAGCUGGCAGCUGCCGCACGUGCACGCGCUCGUCGCGGAGCCCCGGUUCCUCUACUUUCUCCGGCGCGUGCUUCAAACGUGCACCGACUCGCACGUCGUGGCCGAGGCGGCGUGGGUGCUGGCCAACGUCGCCGGCCAGAGCGAAGCCAACGUGCGUCUUGUGCUCGAGUACGACCUUCUCUCUCCGCUCGUACACGCUUUUCUCAGCGGCACCUACGACGUGCGCAAGGAGGCGAGCUUUGCACUCGCCAACAUUGGCCGCGCCUCGGCGGCCGACCUCGACCGCGUCCUCGCAUUUGACCAUGUUCUGGAGACGUACGUUGGUCUUCUGUCGGUCGCUGACGUGACUGUGGUCGGCAAUGCCCUUCAUUUUCUGCACCAUGUUCUGGCCCACGUACCCCGCAGCGUCUACUUGAUCGAAGAGGUCGGCGGUAUCGAUGGCCUCGAGUACAUCCAGGAGCACGAUCACGGAGAGAACGGGCGCCUCGCCGCCUACUUGGUGGACACGUUUUACGGCGACGAGUACGCUCCACUCGAGGCGUCGUCGCCGCCGCCCGUAGCGUUUACGCCGCCGACGGCUGGGAUCGGCCGCGGCGCGCACAUGACCAAGCCGGCCUGGGCGUCGUCGUAGACGAUGGUGAUGCAACAUGUCUUGCAGCUUUGUAUUAAAUAAUGAGAGACGACAACAGCAACUCC